AUGCGCAGCCUUACUCUUCUCGUAAAUGCAACUUGCGCUCUGUUCGCAUCCACUGCUUUCGCUGCACCGGCGGCAUGCCCUGCUCCUGCAUACAAGACCGUUUCCACGGAGUCUACCCCAACUUCUUCGUCAACUCCUGCUCUGUCCACGGUCUAUCAGUUCCCAGCUGAUUCUGGAGCAUGGGUCGAGAAUAUCGCCGAGCGCUCCAAUGGCCAGCUCCUCGUCACCCGCAUGUUCACUCCUGAACUCUGGCUGAUCGACCCUUCAAACGGCUCUGCCUCGUUGGUUUACAGCUUCCCUAACGCCAACUCAGUGACCGGCAUCACGCCCACAGGCAAUGCCGACGAGUUCGCCGUCGCCGUUGGUAACGUCGAUGCUGCCACCUUCACACCUGAGGCAGGCAGCUGGAGCACCUGGAAAGUCACCCUCCAAGCAAACGAGGCCACUGCCUCCCUCAUCACCAAGCUUCCCGAGGCCAAGUUCCUGAACGGUAUGGGAUACUUCCACGCUGGAGAGUCGACGGGUCUCCUGAUCACUGACUCGGUCGUCGGUGGCAUCUGGGCUGUCGAUCUCAAAUCAGGCGCCAACAGCCUUGCACUGCAGGACGACACCAUGCUGGCUCCCGCUGGUGCGACUUUUGCUGUCGGUAUCGAUGGCUUCCGCAUCAAGGGCAACUCUCUUUAUUACACAGUCUUCGCUGGCGGUGUCCUCCGCCGCAUCGAUGUUGAAUUCCCGUCCGCCGCUGAUCUCGCUGCUGGGACUGCUACUCUGAAGCAGACCGCUGUCGAGGAGCUUGCCAACACUGGUGGAUCGUUCGACGACCUCGACGUCGCAACUGAUGGCACCGUCUACGUCACCACCAACCCUGAGAACACCGUUGUCAAGGUCGCUGCUGCUGGUGGUGAGCCUACCCUCGUUGCUGGUAACGCUGGCUCUCUUGCUCUUGCCGGCGCCUCGUCUGCCCUUCUUUCCAAGGUCGCUGCCAACGUUCUGUACGUUACUACGUCCGGUGGCGUUGCCGCGCCCGUCAACGGCACUCUCUCCGAGGCUGGCAAAAUCAUGAAGAUAGUGUUGUGA
Molecule: messenger RNA, 1077 nt
Organism: Didymella exigua CBS 183.55
Lineage: Eukaryota; Fungi; Ascomycota; Dothideomycetes; Pleosporales; Didymellaceae
Exons: 1
Coding region: 1-1077 (358 amino acids)
Source: RefSeq, a predicted model, not a curated record